Messenger RNA from Alosa sapidissima (American shad), 2655 nucleotides. It is a transcript of the gene fgf8a, whose product is annotated as fibroblast growth factor 8a. The transcript is spliced from 5 exons. Gene Ontology annotation, molecular function: type 2 fibroblast growth factor receptor binding; type 1 fibroblast growth factor receptor binding; growth factor activity. NCBI's taxonomy places the organism in Eukaryota, Metazoa, Chordata, Actinopteri, Clupeiformes, Clupeidae. Bases 1117 to 1749 code for a protein of 210 amino acids. The record is from RefSeq and is a predicted model, not a curated record. Gene Ontology annotation, cellular component: cytoplasm. Gene Ontology annotation, biological process: embryonic heart tube development; positive regulation of protein phosphorylation; neuron differentiation.
GCGACUAAGAAAUUGCACCACUUUAGAUGCGUAUUUGAAAUUCCCAAAGUUUUGCUAAAAUGUUAAUGUUAUAAAGAUAGUGGUGAAAAUGUAAGCUUUUGUCCAAUUUGAACCUCAGCGAGAUCAAGACAGUCCCAGUUGAUAUGAAAAGCUUACCAAGAAUAACUGUAAACCGACACAGAAUUAGUGCGCAUAUCAGACAUUCUAGGUGCGGUGGUUUUGCGCAGAAGUGUCAUAGCGCCAUGGGCUCCUCCUGCCUUCACUCAAGUGUUUCUCCUUCUCUCAGGUAAGGGUAUAUUUUAAAAGUAGGGGGAGGGGGGUUUUUGCUUUUGUUCUGUUGAAAAGGGGGUUUGUUCCUCCAGGAUCGCCCUACCAUCUUAACCAGGGGGUUGACACUGGCAAUGGGUGUAGAGGAGGGGAUAAGAGAGCGCAGUCAGUCCAGCACCAGCGUUUGCUAAGGACACACUACCACACCACCAUCACCGCAAAGGGGAUGCGCCAGUUCGCUUCCUCUGCUUGACUGUCAAUCGGACAUUCAUCCCAGGACUCCAACCAAAUUACUGAGUGGAUAAGCCAGGGAAACGGCGUCAGAGAAUCCACCUUGGAGAUUUCUAUACCGGCUUGCAAAUAUCGCUACUAAUGUACAGUCUACCAUCUCUGUGGACGACAGUGGACUUUAUUUGUCUUUCCUUCAGACGCGCUUUUCUUUGACUUCCAUAUCAACACGAAAGCUCAUUUACCAAAGCUCGACAUGCACAUUGCUUUGUCAAUAAGUGCACUUAAACGUCCAGAGUGAUGCAGCAACACUGACUGACUUGACUGACACUUGUUCAACAACAGUGUCCUAACUCGUGUUUGUAUUUUUUCGGUGAGGACGUGGUCCUGGUCAUGCCUCAGACAGCGUUUCUGCCAUGAAAUGUAUUUGUUGCUCAAAGAUAUAUCGAUCGCGUCGGCGCAGGCUGUGAAUUGGAGUUCACGGGAGAGUGUUUUAAUAAAGGAUAUAAACAACAACUGCUGAGAGAGGGAAAAAAAAUCCUUCGAGGUCGUUUUGAAUAAAAUAAAUACCCUCCGCUGAUCGUCAGAAUUUUAUCAGCUAGGACAACCCCUUUUAUCAACAUGCGACUUAUUCCUUCGCGACUGAGUUAUCUGUUCCUCCACCUUUUUGCGUUCUGCUACUACGCUCAGGUAACCAUUCAGUCCCCGCCUAAUUUUACACAGCAUGUGAGUGAACAAAGUAAAGUGACGGACCGGGUAAGCAGGAGACUCAUUCGGACCUACCAGCUUUACAGCCGAACCAGCGGCAAACAUGUCCAGGUACUGGCGAACAGGAAAAUCAACGCCAUGGCGGAUGAUGGGGACGUUCAUGCUAAACUCAUUGUGGAGACAGACACAUUUGGAAGUCGAGUUCGCAUCAAAGGAGCAGAGACAGGCCUCUACAUCUGCAUGAACCGCAAGGGGAAGCUGAUUGGCAAGAGAAAUGGACAGGGGAAGGACUGUAUCUUCACCGAGAUCGUCCUGGAGAAUAACUACACGGCGCUGCAGAACGCCAAGUUUGACGGCUGGUACAUGGCUUUCACACGCAGGGGAAGGCCCAGGAAAGGCUCCAAGACCCGGCAGCACCAGCGCGAGGUCCACUUCAUGAAGCGCCUGCCCAAGGGACACCACAUCACGGAGCAGCGGCCGUUUGAGUUCAUCAACUUCCCCUUCAAUAAAAGGACUAAACGCACACGCUACUCACGAGAGCGCUGAUGACCAAGGAAAGAGGAAGAAACGAUAGCUGAGAACGAUAGAGUGAGAGAGAGAGAGGGAGGGGGGAGUGAGAAAAAAAGACUGAAUGGACAGAAGUUCUCCACCUCCUCUUCCUCCUCUUCCACUCAUGGACUUCUAGAAACAGUUUUGUACUGAGCAUUAAUAUACCUAACAAUUAGUUUUUAUAAUUUUCCAGAAAGCAAAAAAAAUUAGAAAAAAAGUGGGAUAAAUGAAAUCUAUUUUUGUACUCCAGACUUUUAGUACUGACCUGUGUAAAAUGUUUUAGAGAAUGGUGCAUAAGACUCAUUGGACAUGCAAUGAGAGCUGGCGUUUUAAUAGUGCGGGACUUUAUCUCUGUGUUUUGUUUUGUUUUGUUUUGUUUUUCGGACAGUUCAGAGUUUGUACUUUUCACAAUGCUGCUUUUUGGGAGAUUGGAAGAGCCUAAGAGAACGCACUGACAGUAUGAGAGAUGUGUCUUUUCAAACUCUCUUAUACACAAACUCACGCAUGUAAAAACACACACACACACAUACACACAUGCUGACACACUGACACGCACCUACAUAGUAACACAGACUAAUGCAUUUCCUGCACACAUGCAAGCACACCCCUACACAUCCACAUAUACCAUGGGCUCCUCUAAACCUCCCAGUGAUUAGACACCCUACUCAUCUCUGAAUAACCUCCCGGCUUCUGGAACUUUCUUGAGACGGACACAGUAAAAGCAGACCGAGCUUUAAAGACACAUUGUUAUGGCAGCUAAAGGUUUAUGAUCACAGGUUUCCUGGGUUUAACUGUAAAUUGGAGGUGUAUAAAUGUGUCAUUUGAAAUGUAGGAAACCCUUUGUUCUUCGUUGCAUUUUGUUUGUAUGUUUUUUAUACAUAUAUAAAUAUAUUUUUAUUUGAG